AUGAUAAUUUUUUUUGGAAUAACAAGUAAUAUUCAGGAAAAUAGAACUCAACAUUUAAAUCAAAAUUCAGCUAAAAGAACUCGAAAUGAAAAUGCAGAAUUAAAUAUAGCAGAAAUUCUUCAGCAACUUGAUGGUUUAUUGGGACAAUCUUCAUUAAAAAAAAAUUUAGAAGACCAAUCAUAUACUUUAUAUAAUAACAAUAAGCAUAUUUAUUGUCAUAGUUGUCAAAAACCAAUAACUUUACAUUGCUUUAAUGAUGGUACUAGACUAAAAGAACAUAUUAUUACUUCAAUGCAUCUUAAAAAUUCUCAAAAAAUUGAGUCAAAAAAAAUACGUACCACAUUUUUAACAACAUUUUUUAGUAAUAAUACAUUAAAAAUUAUGGAUAAAGAACUUAAUAACUUUGCUGAAAUUACAGUUGAUAAUAGCACACCAAUAGUUAUUAACUUAACUAAACCAGAUAAAGAGCUCAAUAACUUAGCCACAAUUACAGUUACUAAUAACCAAGUAUUUAAAACUGAAUAG
This is a messenger RNA of Dentiscutata erythropus, 525 nucleotides long. The record is from the annotation of a GenBank genome assembly. NCBI's taxonomy places the organism in Eukaryota, Fungi, Glomeromycota, Glomeromycetes, Diversisporales, Gigasporaceae.